CUCACUGCUCCUGUGCUGGGCAGACUUUCAGACACGCUCGGGAGAAAGCCUCUCUUUAUCUUUGCCUGCAUGGUGAUCACAGCGCCAAGUGUCUGCCUCCUCCUUUCCCCUGUCAACCUGCUUCCUUACCUCGUCUGCACUGUAUUGCGCGGGUUUGCAGGAGGGCCCAACGGGAUCUUUCCCUUGAUCACUGCGUACCUAGCGGAUCUGUACCCGGCGGAGGUUCGAUCCAAGUACUUUGGCUGGUCCUUUGCCAUAUUCUCCGUGGGGUUUAUUCUUUCUCCUCUCAUCACGCUGUUUGAUCGAGGUGCCUCCAACGAGACCGUCUUCAAGGUUUCUGUUGCCUUCAACCUCCUCUCCGUUCUCCUCGCAUUCGCCCUCCCGGAGUCUCUGGCCCGAAACAGCCGCGUGCCCAUGAAGGGAGGGUGGCGGAACGUGCUGCCAUUUCGUGCUCUCAACAAGCUGUUUCACUGCAAGAUCACGCUGGUGCUGGCUUGCAUCUCCUUCUUCUUCACGGUCUGCGAAAACGGGAUAGAGACGACCAUCUUCUACUUUCUCAACGACAGGCUCGGCUUCAUGGAGAAGGACAACGCUCGCCUGUUCCUCAUCCUCGGAGUCAGCAGCCUCUUCGUGCAAUCGAUCGCCCUGCCCAUCCUCCUCAAGUUUGCCUCUGACUCUUCGGUUCUCCGCAUCGGGCUCGUCUCCUACAUCUUCCACCUCCUCCUCUUCGCCUGGUCGACGUCAAAGUGGAUGGUUGACGCCAACAUGCUGCUUGCUGGCUUCACCUUCCUCACCUUCCCUGCCAUCAACGGGCUCAUGUCCUCUGUCCUCUCCGGCAAGGACCAGGGCGUCGGCUUCGGGACCCUCGCGUCUGUGCGAGGCAUCGCCGCUGCCCUCGGCCCCCUCAUGUUCGGA
This is a messenger RNA of Guillardia theta CCMP2712, 915 nucleotides long. RefSeq lists its product as hypothetical. Gene Ontology annotation, molecular function: transmembrane transporter activity. Gene Ontology annotation, biological process: transmembrane transport. The annotation marks the transcript as partial. The transcript has a single exon. The record is from RefSeq and is a predicted model, not a curated record. Lineage: Eukaryota; Cryptophyceae; Pyrenomonadales; Geminigeraceae.